AUGCGCGAUUUCACCGAAUCGCGCACAUCCGACACACAGGACGAACUCUGGGUGCUCGAACAUCCGCCGGUGUUCACGCAGGGCCAGUCCGGCCGCGAUGAACACCUGCUCGCUCCGGGCGAGAUCCCGGUGGUCCGCAGCAAUCGCGGCGGCCAGGCGACGUACCAUGGGCCCGGACAGAUCGUGGUCUACGUGCUGGUCGACCUGCAUCGCCUCGGUUACGGCGUGCGUUCGCUGGUCGAGCGCAUCGAAAGCGCG
Eruca vesicaria subsp. sativa (arugula) is the source of this 258-nucleotide messenger RNA. NCBI's taxonomy places the organism in Eukaryota, Viridiplantae, Streptophyta, Magnoliopsida, Brassicales, Brassicaceae. The record is from the annotation of a GenBank genome assembly.